Messenger RNA from Pelecanus crispus (Dalmatian pelican), 929 nucleotides. NCBI's taxonomy places the organism in Eukaryota, Metazoa, Chordata, Aves, Pelecaniformes, Pelecanidae. The record is from RefSeq and is a predicted model, not a curated record.
ACACUAUAAGAAGCGUUGUCAGGGCCGGAUGCGGAAACAUGUUGGUGACCUGUGUUUACAAGCUGGCAUGUUACAAGAUUCCUUGGUGCAUUACCACAUGGCGGUGGAACUUCUGCGGUCUGUGAAUGACUUUCUGUGGCUUGGAGCUGCUCUUGAGGGGUUAUGCUCAGCAUCAGUCAUCUAUCAUUAUCCCGGUGGUACUGGAGGUAAAGUUGGAUCUCGCAGGGCACAAGGAGGUUCUUUUUCUGCUGAGGCAGGCAACAGGCACAGACCAGGUGCGCUGACUUCAAACGGUAUAAACGCAGAUACCAGUGCUGAGAUAGGACGUGCCAAGAAUUGCCUUAGUCCUGAAGACAUCAUAGAUAAAUAUAAAGAAGCCAUUUCUUAUUAUGGCAAGUACAAGAAUGCUGGUGUGAUUGAACUGGAAGCCUGCGUGAAGGCAGUGAGAGUCCUUGCAAUACAGAAAAGGAGCAUGGAAGCCUCCGAAUUUCUUCAGAAUGCAGUUUAUAUCAACCUUCGUCAGCUUUCAGAAGAAGAAAAAAUCCAGCGUUACAGCAUUCUUUCUGAGCUUUAUGAACGUAUUGGUUUUCACCGAAAGUCUGCUUUUUUCAAGCGUAUAGCAGCAAUGCAGUGCGCUGCACCUAGCAUCCCAGAACCUGGGUGGAGGGCCUGCUACAAAUUGCUUUUGGAAACUCUCCCUGGCUAUAGCUUAUCAUUGGAUCCUAAAGAUUUCAGCAAAGGAACUCAUAGAGGAUGGGCUGCAGUACAGAUGCGUUUGCUUCAUGAACUAGUAUACGCUUCCAGAAGAAUGGGCAAUCCUGCUCUAUGCGUCAGGCAUCUGUCUUUCCUUCUCCAGACCAUGCUGGAUUUUCUUUCUGUAAUGGCCAAAUGUCUCUCCAUGGUGACUCCUGCAGCAAAGAACUUUGCUG